Messenger RNA from Linum trigynum, 515 nucleotides. The record is from the annotation of a GenBank genome assembly. Lineage: Eukaryota; Viridiplantae; Streptophyta; Magnoliopsida; Malpighiales; Linaceae.
UAUGCUGCUUGUUUGACUACUCUAUUAGUUAGCUAAUCAUAUUUAUUGUAUGUAUGUACAGAGGUCUGAACUUGACUUGCCCUGAGUGCAAAAAGCCUUACGUUGGCAACUGCGUCCGAUGCAAACCCACCAAGGCAGAGAAAGCAUCACCAGCAAUCUCCAAAGCCUUGGCUAAGGAGAAGGAUGCAAAUACCAGAGCUGCAGCAAAGGAAAAGAAGCAAGUUGCUGAUGCACUCAACCUUAACAAGAAGAAGAAGAAGAACUAAAUAGUGACCCUGAAGAACGUUGGUUAAAGAAGCAUAAUAAGAGCUGCAUUGCUAUCAUUUGUUUCUUCUGCACUUUCCAAGCAGCUUAAGGGGACUUGUUUCUUUAGUAGAUUUCCUGUAGAUAAGCUUCAGGAUGUUUCUUUCUUAUAUACAUCUCUUGAAGGAUUUGCUCUCCCUCAUCCUCCUUCAACAGAAAGAGAACUUCAUUUAAAUUAGUAGAUGGAGAGAACAUAAAUACAGCUUAAGGCA